AUGUCACAAAUCAGCAAAGUUAUACCUACUUUCAAGUGCGUAAUCGUUGGUCCUGCCGGCUGCGGAAAAACUUGUCUUAUUGAGAGCCAUCUGACCGGUGCUUUUGAGAACAAUUAUAAACCCACCCAAAGUACUGAAGAGUUUCAGCUAACUUUCCAUACUGGACGCGGUCCCAUCUGUUUCAAAGUUUGGGAGAGCACUGGUCGGAAGGAGCACUAUACCGAUGCCGAAUGUGGCAUUAUCAUGUAUGAUUUCUCCUCAAAAACCAGCUAUGAUGCUGUUCCCGAGCUGGCCAAGGAACUGGCUAGCAUCUGUGGCAAUAUUCCAGUAGCCAUAUGUGCCAACAAGUUUGAUCUGUUCUCGGCCACCAGCCAUAUGCGGAUUCUAAAUGACCAGGUUGUAAUGUCUGUAAAGCUAAGACUGAACAUGGGAGGACCUUUCAUCUACCUGGCAAAGAAGCUUUUUGGUGAUCCAAGUCUGUGCUUUGUUCCAAUGAUGGCUGCGCAGCCGCCUUAUGCCCCGAUCUCCAAGGAUGAACAGUUGCGUAUAUUAUUAAUGGAGCUGCCUGAGCUACCCAAAGAGGAUUAUGAUGAUUAUUAUAACCAUAUUUUACCAAAGACAUAG
This is a messenger RNA of Drosophila serrata, 624 nucleotides long. Its product is annotated as GTP-binding nuclear protein Ran pseudogene. The record is from RefSeq and is a predicted model, not a curated record. Lineage: Eukaryota; Metazoa; Arthropoda; Insecta; Diptera; Drosophilidae.